AUGGAGCAAGAUCUGUGUAAUUUGGACGAGUCUGGCGGUUUUCACAACAGUUCUGUAAUGGAUGCUGAUGUUAUCGAUUCAAUUAAUGGCGUCCAUGACAUUUUGAAUUUUGAAGCACGUUUCCAAAUGUCAUGUUCCUUCCAAAAUAUGGAAAGAAACAGCUUCCCGGCGGUCGACGUCGGCAAGCACUCGCACCUGCUCGACUACCUGCUCGUUCUGAAGCCGGCCGAGAACCCCGCGACAGAGGCCGCCGACGAGAGCUACGACACCGAGGAGCAGCCGGCGGACGGUGGAAGCGUGGAGGUGCAGAAGCCGGCUGCCGGAUGCGAGUACGUGAAUCAGCUGCUCGUCGCCGUGUGGGGCAUCGUGUCGGGGCUCAAGACCGGGCCGAUGCGCUACGUGACUAGGCCCAUCGCGUUCGCUGUCAAAGCGCCGUGGAAGAUGCUCACCGUUGUGCCGGGCCUCUCGGCGAUGAAGAACCCCGUCGAGUCCUUCUUCAUGUCCGGCGCCGACGGGAGCACCCACCCCCGCGACCCGUCCAGCACGGGGUACCUGACCCGGCCGCCGCCGAUCGAGGAGAUCAUGGUCCCCUCGGUGUCCGAGCUAGCCAACGUCGGCGUCAAGUUCUCCCCGACCGCCGGCGACCUGUCCACCAUCGCCUUCGACGCCAAGACGGUGACCUUCCACCUCCCCGUGGUGACCCUGGACUCCAACACGGAGGUCGUGCUCCGGAACCUGGUCGCUUACGAGGCAUCGGCGGCGUCGGGCCCAUUGGUGCUGGCCCGGUACACGGAGCUGAUGAACGGCAUCAUCGACACCGACGAGGACGUGGCGCUGCUGCGGCAGCGCGGGGUGGUGCUGAACCGGAUGAAGAGCGACGGCGAGGCGGCGAAGCUGUGGAACGGGAUGACGCGGUCGGUGCGGCUCACCAAGGUGGCGUUCGUGGACAGGGCGGUGGAGGAGGUGAACCGCUACUACAACUCGCGGUGGCGCGUCAAGACGAAGCGGUUCAUGCGCAAGUACGUGUUCAGCUCGUGGCAGCUGCUCACCUUCCUCGCCGCCAUCAUGCUGCUGCUGCUCACCACGAUGCAGGCGUUCUGCUCCGUCCACACCUGCUCGCGGUGGUUCGGCGCCGUCACCGUCGCGACGGCGGAGUAAUUAAUUUGCU
Molecule: messenger RNA, 1168 nt
Organism: Phragmites australis (common reed)
Lineage: Eukaryota; Viridiplantae; Streptophyta; Magnoliopsida; Poales; Poaceae
Product: putative UPF0481 protein At3g02645
Exons: 3
Coding region: 1-1158 (385 amino acids)
Source: RefSeq, a predicted model, not a curated record